Molecule: messenger RNA, 4546 nt
Organism: Schistosoma guineensis
Lineage: Eukaryota; Metazoa; Platyhelminthes; Trematoda; Strigeidida; Schistosomatidae
Source: the annotation of a GenBank genome assembly
GGCACUUUGGAUUCAUUGUAGGUUUUGUUGUAACGUUUGGAUAAAACGUGUAAGGUCAGAUAUUUUUAGGAUGACAAUAUAUUUGUCUCUACGUGAAUUUAUCGUGUACUAAGUAUUCAUGAAGACACUAAACGUACUGUAUGUCUAGUUACUGUGUUUAUUAUUUAAGAAAUCAAAACAUUAUUGUUUUUCAGCGAUUUACACCAUUGAUUUACAGUUGGCUCAGUUUUUGGCUUUAACCAAAGUUUGUAUACGUGGCUUGUACGUGGUUGAACUUUAUGUUUAGCUUCUUAAGUAGUUUCUGUUUAAUUUGCGAGAUUUUUUUCGCAAGUACUUUUAACAGUACUUUGUCCGAGUAAAUCUGUAGCAGGCUAUCAUGACUUUGAUUUUCGGUGAUUUUCAUGUACGUUCUAGGAUACUUCUAUUUCUACCUAGGAGUAUGGCGGCAUUUACCAAUUUACAUAUUUGUAGGUUUCUUUUCAGUCGAAAUUGUGAUAAUUUUCAGUCACUUACCAACCUCCUGUUAUAUUGUCGUGCAAGCAUUUCGCCAUGUUUCACGAAAAAGGUUGUUUCAAGGAUGUGACUAAGAUUUCCAGACAGUUCAUAGAAAUGCAAUCGCCUUCUGUUGUUUUAGAUUAUUUGUUAUUAUCAGAAGUUUGUAGAAUUAACGAGUUUGAACUGCCAGAUUGUAAUCCAAAUUUAGGUCCAGAAAUAUUCGUCUACUUAGUAUUAAUCUUAGUAGUAAACUCUGAAGUUUAUUCUGAUUGCUUAUUUGACUGACUACCACGUGAUAUUUUUAUUAUACCAGUGCAGUGCUAUAUACCAAGUGUGCCCCCCUUAGAAAACCACCUGCUUCGGUUUGGGCAUCCGGGCAGUAUCACAGCCCUCACACAUAUCAAAUGAGAUCUGUGUGCCCCAUAUGUAUUUUGUGCCUCUUUGUACCAAUAUCUAUGUGUUAAAAUAAAUCAAUAAAUAGCGCGAUAUCUUAAUGAGGCGACUUUAUUUGAACUGCGUUCAAUGUCUUUUUAGGCGAAUAAUGUGACAACUCAACUCAUAAAUCUGAAUACCUGUAGCAUUAACGACUAUGAUGGGUUUAGUGAAAAUGUUGAUAACGGUUCAAAUAGUUGUUUAAUUCAAGUGGCAUAGGGACAUUAUAACGUACGUGUAAAUUAGGUGGCGUGUAAGUUGAUAUGGAUUAUAAAAAUGGAAAAACUUGACUGUAGAAUUAAAAAUUUUAAACAUGACUUAUAGCACUACAGUUGGGAACAUGAUGGUGACGUUAUUGUAGUUAGCUUAGUGACAUUUAUAAACAUAUGUCAAUGGUAAUUAAAACUAAGAAAUGUCAGAAUAAUGCUUUGUCUGAAAACAACACACUUCAAUAGUAGUAUGUUGUCACAUAAAGCUUUUAAACACACUUAUGUAACAAACGGUUUUGGAAGUGGUUUUUAUAAAAUAGAUGUGUAUUGUCUAAGCGAAAAUAUACAAAUGUUAAGAAAUAUCGUAAACAGUAAAUCACCCAGCAAAAUAGAAUAAGCCUGCGAUUUAUGGACGACCUUCGGACGACACUGAACAGAUUUUAAAAAAACUACUUAUUAGGGUCAAAAAUGGGUUAUGAGUUACUAUGAGGGGUCAGGAUUAGGAAUUGAAGUAUGGGUUUUCAUCACAAGCCCAUAUAAUUUAUAGUGCCAAAAUGUUGUUUGACCAUUUGGAUCAGUGAAUCCAUUGCUAUAAACCAAGGUUCUUCAUCUUAAGUCUAAAUGUCUCGUCCUCAAAUUAUAGUCUUACUCCACUCACUGGUCAUAGUAUUUACAACACGUUUUAUGUAUUGGACCAAUUUUCAACAUUAUUUACUUUUAAUUAGUUUUUUUAUAACUUUAGUGUGAAACUAAAUAGUGAAAUUUGUUCUCUCAAAUGGAAGAUCCUGAACGACAUUUCGACUGGGAUCAUGGAUUUCCUGACAUAUCUCCUAUUUCUAACAACACAUCUUAUAGCUCAUUCAGAGUGAAUCAGUCUCUAGAUAAAAACCUAGGCAUGUAUACUUUGCCUGAAUUUCAUAACGAAGAUAAGGACGAAUUUUUUAUUUAUGGGACGUGUAUAUCAGUACGUGGAGAGCAGUCUGAAUCCCGACCUGACUAUAUUGAUGAAACGGUAAAUGAUUCUCCAGUUCUUCCAGAAUAUACAUCAAAUGUUGAGGAAAGUUAUAAGUCAAAAAUUAAUGAAUUGCACAAACAAAUAAGAAACUUAGAGGAGGAGGCUAGUCAAGUUCCUAUUCUACAGGACAAUUUACGUUAUUUGUAUGAAGAAAACGUACGCCUUCAUGAGAAAGAUGAAAUUAAAGAGUCUCAUCGAUUUCAAAACGGUGAACACAUUGAUAGCACUGAUGAAGAAGUAGAAGAAAUCGUUGAAGAGGAAGUCCGAACAUAUAAAAAGGCUCCUAAAACUGACCCUGUUGCUAAUGACCUUCCUAGUCCAAAUCACAUUGGUAACUUGAAUAACGGGAUCGAUAAGAGCCAGUUUCCUUCGGAAUAUUGGUCUAAACUGGAGUCGUACUUCUACAAACGCUUUUUAUCGGAACGACCUUUUACUCAUAAAAUUGCCAUGCAGUCAUCGGAAGCUAAUAAACGCACCACAGCUACUAUGGCUUAUCCUAUCAAAUCGUCCGAAUUUAGAUGCGUUGGUAUCAAUGUUUGUCCAUCCAUUCAGGAAGUUGGAGUUCUCUGUUCACAACCAGAAACACGCGAAUUUGGCUGCCUUUUUUAUGAAACCGAGUCGAUGACUAAAGAAUGGUUGAAUCGAGUUUUCCCAAAAAUGGAAGACAAAAAUAAGAAGAUUGUACACAAAGUUAUACGAAGCUUUUAUGAAAGUCGUGAAGAAUUUGUUAGUACUCUGUUAUCAAUUAUUAAAAAGUCUGUUUGUCACGUGGGUAUUCAAUCUCAAAUGGUCAGCCAAUCUCGUGGUUGUUCACCUAUUCUGAAGGAAAUAGAAAAAACAGUCUCGAACCCGAACUUAGUCGGUCAGUCCCUUCAGUCACAGGUCUCUGAGUUUGUCCAGGCCAUGCCUGUUUUAAACAGUCGGUGUACUAUGACAAAACGUCAUCUGGGUGUUAAUGCUGGAUGUCUAACAGAGUCUCCCGUCUUACGUAGUCAAGGUACCUCCCCAAAAAAGGAUUUACGAAGUUUUACUACAUGUGGUGUACAAUACGAAAGCAAUGUGGAAUUGGUUCAUAGGGCUUGUGAUCCAAUAUAUCCUGAACUAAAACGUAUCGCAUCAUCAACACAAACACUUGAGUGCAGCAAAAUGGUCACUGACGUUCCUUUACAUAAAAAGGAUAUCAUAGUAAAAUCCUACCGAUCUACAGAAUCCUUUGAGAAGACUGAAAAACUUCCGAGUAUUCAAGAGACAAAUGAUUCGAAUUCUGUUUGCAUUACUAGACCAUCGAGAUGUGAUUCUCCAAGGUUAAGCCAAACAAUGAUUCCAUUAUCGAGACUGCCUUCAUGUACAUCGAGUUAUUCUGAGGGUUAUACUGUAUCUACUGAAAGACGUAUGGUCGAUGAACUUUCACAACGUUAUAUGCUCUCGGAUAAAGUAAAUCUAGAUGAACUAAGUUCUGGUGGGCAGACUGCAUUCCAGGAUGUUAUGUCAAAAAGUGUUGAUUUAGGAAGUACUCAUGUUAUAAAAGAAUUCCAACCAACCGUCGAAGUUUUUCAUCAUAUCGGUGAUGAAAUUGAAGAAGUUGAUCCUUCUACUUUGCCAGAUGAAAUGCUAUCCCCAUUUCGAGUAAAUUCACCUCCCGGGUUUCCUCUUUCCCCUGAUUUUAUUAAUUUGAAAUCUGAUCACAGAGUGCGCCAUAGUUCCGGUUUAUCUAAUCCAUUGACUUCUGAUCCUCCUACUACGCCACCCGUAUUAAUACCUAUUAUUCAUGGACAAACUGCAAAACUCCCCGAGUCAGUUCCAAAACCAUCAUAUUCCAAGUAAGUGUCUUCAUUAAAUCCUCAUUCUCUUGUCUCUCAUUUUUUAUCAUUAUUAAGGUAUGUUCUGUUCGAUAACUGCUACCAUCAUCGCGAUAUAAAUAGUACUGUGAUCAAAAACUAAUUAAAGUUCUGUUACAGGCGUUCAGGCCGUUAUCCAUACCUGUUAUGAUUAUUUCUUGAGGGAUUUCAAAACAACUCAAAUUAGAAGUGAAGCCUUUUUGACCUUAUAGAGCAAACCUAAGAUAUAUUGAAUAAGAACUUUCGUCUAAAUUUGAACGAAUAGUUUCACAAUAUUUGGGCGCCGAGUUAAUUUGAGACAUUAAAAAGAAGAAUAUAUUUGUAAAAUCUCAGCGAAUGAAUUAUAAGUAAAUCCAACAUUUCGCCUGGCAAUCUGGUCCAAGCUUUUUCAAGGAAAAUAUAAUCAAACAACAAAAUUAUCGAAUAUAAAUAGGUACAUGGUUCUUCGGUUUACUGUAUACUGAAUAAGUCAUCCAAUCGACGUGAAGGAUUUCUUUAUAAAUAGGUAUUUGUAUUAAUGUGUAAGAGACAUGUUUAUAUGAAAAAUAAUAAAGGUC